Bactrocera oleae (olive fruit fly) is the source of this 2537-nucleotide messenger RNA. RefSeq lists its product as uncharacterized. Lineage: Eukaryota; Metazoa; Arthropoda; Insecta; Diptera; Tephritidae. The record is from RefSeq and is a predicted model, not a curated record.
GGCAACUCUAAUUACAACGAUUCAAAACAAAAAUAUUUUCCUUUCUUUUCUUUUUGAGAAUGUCUACGGCAUUAAUUUUUUUCAAAUUUAUUAUUAUAUAUAUUUAUUGUUUUUGUUAAUAGUUUUUUCAAUUGUUCCAAAUUGACCGCUCUAAAAUUCUGAGUCCAAUUAAACGAUGUUUGCACGCGCAGAAAACAACAAGUUAUAUUCAACACCGACGACGGAGUAUCAAAACGAAUGGACAAUGCCGAACGUGGUAAAUAAAGCCAAGCCUAGCCAAUUGAUCAAAAUGGAAAAGGAAAAUGAGAACAAGGAUUUGCGGCGAAAGUUAAAGAGUCUUAAUAAAGUAACCUUUCAUUCGCUCUCAGAGCGGUCACCAGGACUGACCAACAAGGAAACCGUCUGGGAUCGUUUGAGUCGCGUCAAGAAGAGCGCUAGUAAUGAGGGAAAUUUCUUGUUGGGAUCCAAAAGCCGAACGCUAAUACCGACAGCGAAGAGUACACAACGUCUACAACAACACCAACGCACGGCGUCGCAACGUACGAAUAAAAAACCCUUAACGCCGAAUACAAACCUCAACAAGCGCGUAACGGAGAAGAAAUCUGUCAGAAGAAUCAAGAGCAAAGCAACGUAUUUACAUGAAUUAGACUUGGAUGAGAAUGCUUUCAAUUGCAAGCGUGUCAAAGAGAUACUAACAGCUCGCAGUAUUUGCAAUUCGAAGACUUCUUCGGAGGAAUGCUCACUGAAGCAGGUGUCUGCGCGUACGGAGAAGGUUAGUUGUUUACUGAAUGAUCAGCUCAACACCGAUUAUGAGUUCGAAGACUCCGAGAUGGAGAAGCAAAUAGAGUCUCAGGAUUCUUUGGAUGAUUUUGUUAUUGCGCCCCUGAUGGCAGUGCCCACAACAGACUCAUUGAAUAUGAGCGCGACAAUUUCGUCGAAUUUCCGUUGCCUACUGGACAGUAGAAAGAAGAAUAUGGCACCCGAUGAGAUAGCCAUGAUAAAGAAUGUGGUGAAAACGGAUGAGCGGCAUCGUCAACUGCAGCCAAACGACUCUAUACUUUUCAAAGAGAUACUCAAAACACAGUUGAAAGAGAUCAUACGUCAGGAGACGGUUGUGAAGUCGGCGUUGCAUAAUCUAAACGAACACCCUUUGGUGAAUUCACCAACGACUGUAGCCAUUCACAAGCCAGUUAUACCGCUGAGUGUGGAACCCAAAAAGCAACAGGUGGAUGUGAUCUUUAAGAAUGUGCCCACACUUGAGAAAGAGAUCAUCAUCUUAAAGGCAUUAGGCGAGAAGUUAGAAGCAACACUGAAACGCACCGUCUCUCAUAGUGAUAUUAAGCUAAAGGAACUGAAUAAACUUGCCACAACGCUCGAGACGAAGUGGCAUGUCAGUCACCACGAUAAUUUCCAAUAUGCCUGCAAUGAGUUCCUCUCCAUGGGUGUGCGCCGUUGCAUCGGCAUUGUGCAGGAGUUUCGCAUGGAGCACAAGACUAUUGUGGAACUGAAAGAGCAAGCUAGUCAUCAUUUUUAUCUACCCUCCAACAAAGACAACACCGAACUGAAGCGCACUUCGUUUAAGCGUCUUAAAGAGAACCCCGAUUUGCUGAUGCGUUACUUAAAACCGAAAAGUACACUGGUGCCGUUCAAUGUGCUGGAACAGGACCCCUGCUUUUUCAAUAGUUUUCUCUAUUCUCCUUGUGUCAUAGGAAGUUUGGAAAGCUCUAUGUCACUACAAAAAGAUUUGCGCACUGCAGAGACAGUGCAGAAGACACCAUCCAAGGAUGCUGGCGACAGCGCACGUAGUGCGCGUGUACCUUACAAGUAUGAGAAGGAGCCAUUGAAGAUCGAAGAGAUACAGUGUACGUUAAAUGAUGCGCUCUACAAUGGGCAACAACAACCGGCAAGGUCACUGGUGGAGGCAGAAAUUUCCACGAAUUUAGAGGAAAGAGCGGUGAACACCUCACGCAUACGCAUAUGUGUGUGUGAAGCGCCGGUACGAGGACGUAAACGUCGACGCAUACGUCGUCAUCAUACUCCACUGUUGCCGGAGAACAACCGGGAUCCGAAGAGUAACAUCUUCAAAACCAUACUCGUGGGCAGCGUACAAAUAUCUGUAUUUCUCCUACUAAUCAUGGCCAUUACAUAUCCGGAUGUCAGAUGUUGAAUUGCUGGGGGUCAAUUGGCUCUAAUAAUUAAGCGCACUUAUUCGCUUUCUCUGUUUUUCUCCUUCUCGUAGUACCAGUGAAUUCUUUGAUUGUAUUGCUUAGUAAUUUUUUCGCUCGUUCGUUCGAAUUUUUAUAUGUAUUUCGAAAUAAUUUUGCUCGGCAAAGAUGUAUGUAGUUCAAAAUUCUGAUUGGAGAGGAAAUUGCAGAAGUGGAAAAUUCUUUGUAGUCUGCUUUGGAGAAAGAUUUUAAUUUCUGUAAUUUCUUUUACAAAGAUUUUCGGGUGUAUUACACCAUUUGUCUAAAUAUUUUAAUGAAUUUUCGAAAUUUGCGCAGUAAAAUGUAAUGAGUUCUUUUAAUACAAAAAAAAAA